Molecule: messenger RNA, 1617 nt
Organism: Exophiala spinifera
Lineage: Eukaryota; Fungi; Ascomycota; Eurotiomycetes; Chaetothyriales; Herpotrichiellaceae
Exons: 3
Coding region: 1-1617 (538 amino acids)
Biological process (GO): regulation of DNA-templated transcription
Molecular function (GO): zinc ion binding; DNA-binding transcription factor activity, RNA polymerase II-specific
Source: RefSeq, a predicted model, not a curated record
AUGGUCGGUAUUGCUAGGUGUCGAGGCUGUGGUACCUGUCGAAAACGCAAGAUCGCGUGUAGCCUAGAACAGCCCUCUUGUGCUCAGUGCAUAAAAUCAAAGCGAAUAUGCACCGGAUAUCUUCGACAUCCUAUCAUCAUCCAGCACAGGGUCCCCAACAACAAAAGCGAUGAACGAACCACGAGAGCAAAACAGCCUGUCCAACACCAAUCCCAAACCGUUCAACUGGAGCCCAUAGAGCCUUUCCAUGUCGAGUCCCCAGUCGGCUCUCAGGGCGACUCAAGUCCUAACUCUAACCUGCUUCCAAUCUGUCUUCCUGAUUUGCACGUAAAUCCAAACCCUACCAUCAGGCACCAGCUACUGCAGGAGUAUCUACACUACCACAUUCCAAGACCUGAGAUUGCCAUGAUGCCGCGCAGAAUGUGGCUCCUGCGGCUUCCCGAGCUGACUUACAUGACCCCCGCAUUGGAAUACGCUACGAUGGCGGUCUGUCUAGCCAAACUAGGCCAUGUUUUCAACGACCAGGUAUUCAUACACGAGAGCUUCAAGCUGUACAAUCGUGGAUUAUGGCACCUUCAACAAGCUUUAUGGAACCCAGAACUCGUGUUACAUGAUCACACCCUCACUGCUUGUAUCACAUUGGCUGGUUAUGAACUCUCAGAAUGCCCCAAUUCCUCAAAGGAUGCUUACAUUAAUCACACCAAGGGUUGCCAAACACUUGUCAAGCUUCGGGGCCCAGAGGCUCAUACUCAUGGUUUGGCACAUCAGGUAUUUGUGCAAUUCCGAGUACAAGGGAUCCUUUACGCCUUGGAUCAGCAAACGUCUAGUUUCUUGUCAGAGCCGCCUUGGCGUGAGAUUCCAUGGAGACAUGAGGCUAAGACAGCGUUCGACAAGGCCUACGACCUUCUAGGGGUUGCCCCAGAGUUUCUAGCCAAAGCACAAAUGUUUGACCGUUUGGAUCUUGCUGGUCGACUGGAACUCGCACUGAGUAUGAUCCCGCAGUGCUGGGACAUUGAGAGAGAAGUCUCGGCUUUGUUGGACGCCAUGGAAAAGGAAAAGAGUCGGCCAAACCCUUCGUUUUGGCCACAUUUUGCACAAGAUGAUUCUGGUCAAAAAGACAAUGAUGAAGCAAUGUUGUUCCCAGUGGCUUUUCAUUUCCUCAAUCUCGGGGUUGCGCAUUCCCUCCUCGUUUGCUGGGCGGUACAGGCUAUUUUGUGGAACGGGUUGAAUGAGCUAUACAGAUUGAUGGCCGAGCUGAAGAUGACAGCAGCUACUCUCGGUCGAGUCGAGGACGCAAUCGAUCCGGAUUCGGAAUUUGGGAGGUUUCAAACCGUGUUGGCGCGCUCCGGAAAUGUUUUCGAUCUUCCCCCUUUGGAACAUCGCACAGACUUUGCCGCCCCUGCCCGAAACAUUCUUCAGUCGGUGGAAUUUUGCUUGAUGGAGGACAAGUUAGAUCAAGGCCCCAAAAUGCUUGCUGCACCACUCAGAGUCGCAACGGAGGUAUUGAGACGGCAUCCAGAAUUCAAGAGGGAAGUGGAAUUCGGAGACAAAGCAAUGGCGAGAACCCAACUGCGGUCACUGAAAUUGUUGCAGUACUACACCGGGAUUGAAAUAUGA